Molecule: messenger RNA, 2015 nt
Organism: Tachysurus fulvidraco (yellow catfish)
Lineage: Eukaryota; Metazoa; Chordata; Actinopteri; Siluriformes; Bagridae
Gene: desi2
Product: desumoylating isopeptidase 2
Exons: 6
Coding region: 556-1197 (213 amino acids)
Biological process (GO): protein deubiquitination
Molecular function (GO): deubiquitinase activity
Source: RefSeq, a predicted model, not a curated record
GAGAGAGAGACUAGUGUAGCAGUGUUUAUAGGCAGUGAGCCAGGCUGGGUUAUGUAGCGCUUGUGUCAAUGAUCCGCCCCCACUGUUUCAGCGGCUCAGCUCUGAUGCUCAAACUCGCUGCGAAGAUGUUAUCUUAUUUCGCCUUAUAUUAGGUUUCCUUUCACGCCGACAGCUACUUCCUCGUUUGAUGACUAAAAGUUUUACGAAUAUGCUAGCUUUUUCUUAGUUUCUCUUUUCUUCGUGCGUUUACUGGGGAUGAAGCUAACAGGCUAGCAGCAGUAGGUGAUGAUAUUGCGGUUAGCUCACUAGCUUCAUCUUUUUUAUCCGCGGCUAAUGGUAAGGAACAGCAGCGCGGUCUCACGUUAACAAGCUUACAGCUACUUUCCUACACUUCUGUUUUAAAUUACUCACUAACCCACGGAGCACUCGAGUUCAAAACAACCGACUGUCUUCGUUAAAUACUUUUAAUACGAAGAAAAAUACAGCAGCAGCAGCUAGCCGGCUAGCUGCCUUUGCUGAACAGCGACGGGUUCUUAGGAGAAAGGAAAGCCUGUAAUGGCCAACGAGCCGGUUAUUCUGAACGUAUAUGACAUGUAUUGGAUCAAUGAGUUCACUACCUCUCUUGGUAUCGGGGUCUUUCACUCAGGGAUUGAGAUUUACGGCAGAGAAUUUGCAUAUGGAGGACAUCCAUAUCCAUUUUCGGGCAUUUUUGAGAUAACACCUGGUGAUGCGACAGAGCUUGGGGAGACCUUUAAAUUCAAAGAGGCUAUCGUGCUUGGGAGUACAGACUUCACAGAGGAAGAUAUAGAGCGGAUCAUGGAGGAGCUAGGAAAAGAGUACAAGGGUAAUGCCUACCACCUCAUGCACAAGAACUGCAAUCACUUUUCCUCAGCGCUGUCAGAGCUACACUCUGCAAGUGUCAAAACUACUGCUAUGAUGAUUAACCAGAAGCCUCAACACACCACAGCCGAUAUCCUGUGUGGACGUGAGAUUCCACGCUGGGUGAACAGGCUGGCAUACUUCAGCUCAUGUGUGCCCUUCCUACAGAGCUGCCUGCCUAAAGAGUGGCUUACUCCAGCAGCACUGCAGUCUAGUGUGAGUCAGGAGCUGCAGGGAGAGCUGGAGGAAGCCGAGGAUGCUGCUGCCUCCGCCUCGGCCUCCACACCUCGUCCCAGCCGACACCAGCCACGCCGAUAGGCCCAUCUAUCAUGACUGACGAGCCUCACAGACUGCCUCAAACCUCCUGCUGCCAACAGAGCCCAUUCCUUCCAGUGACAGAGCUGCGAUCCACCAGCAGUGAAGAUGAGUCCCAUCCUAGCAGCGAAUGGCUCUGACAGAAACACUGAGGGCCUUGCACUAUUGGUUUUAUUGUCUUGUUUUUGGUCAAGGACCCUGAGGAUUUUCUGCCUGAUUUACUACAAAACACUCAGAGUUGUUUUUAUCAGUGUUAAAAACAUUUUAAUACUUUUUUGUCUCUAAUGUUUAUUUUGGAAACUCAGGACAGAAAGACAUUUUCCAUACUUUUCCUAACUCUCCUAAAGGUUUUUUUUUUAUUAUUAUUAUUAUUAAUUUAAUGCUGUCUGCAAAAGCUGGAUUUUUCUCACUCACCAUUGUUUCCUCUACCACCAAUCACCUCAGUGCAUCUUCUUCUUCUUCUUUUUUUUUUUAAAGGGAGCUUUUGCUCUUUGGCCAUGUAUUUAUAGGUUCUUCUUACAGAGAAGCUGACACCAGGGCCAAACUACUCCACUUUUGUACUGACACACAUCCCAUGUCUACCCACUUUGGUGAUUGUGCCUAAAGAUUUUUACUGUUACAUGCUCAAAGAGAGCUCUGCACUCUUUCUCUACAGUUUACCCGGCAGUCUGCACGGAGCAGCAGACUCCUUUGUACCCUGCAAAACCUACUUCAGAUGAUUUACACCUUUAGGUUUUUAGAGUCUUCUAUGUAUUGGAGAAGCUGUUUGUAUUCCAUUUUAUGAUUAUUAAAGAGAACAAUAACUUUUUGGUUCAGAAAAA